AUGCCUUCAAAUCAGAGGCCCAAUAUGGGGCCUCCAGAAACUCCCAGCAGGUUUAUGCAACAAUCUCCAAACCUGUUCCCGAGUCUACAGUUCUCCCCCGACCUGUAUGCACACCAAUUCAACACCGGACCAGCUACCGCACCAAUCUAUCCUCAACAAAGACUUUUUUGGGAUCCUGCCAGUAUGCCCUACGAGCAGCCAACCCUACCUCAGCAGUAUCAAGACCCUUUUCAAAUGAGCCCUGCUGGAAUGAGCACUUCCUUUGCCUCAUCUUCAACAAUUGUUCCUCAGUACCCACCGCAGGAAAUGUUCUUUGAAGAGCAACAACCUUACGAAUUGCCCAACAUGCCUCGGUCCGCAAGUUAUACUCACUUUGACGGAUCUGUCUUUCCUACCCCUUUCACAACUUCACCUCGAAUACAAGCUCCACCUAUGGAAAACCCAAGCAUGUUCUUAAGUUCUCCUGCUCGGAGGUUCAAUACCACUGAUAACAACUCCUUCAAGUUUGGACACCAACCUGUCCCUGACCGCCCUGCAUAUGCUCAUCAAAUAGAGGAGUCUCGAAGAGAACAGGAAAUGAAACGAGUUCGAAGACUAGAAGCCAAACAACCUUCAAUAACUCGAUCGGUCAUGGAGGCUCUGAGAAGACCGGUCUCCCCAAAAAAGGAUGCGAGACCAGGCUUGAAGCGGAGCCUCACCCAUACAGGUGUUCGCCCGGAUCGAGGACUCAAAAUCCAGACUCAACCUGGUAGAAACUCUCCUGCUCCAGGUGUAUUUAGGCCCGGUAGGUCUUCGCCUCUCAAGACUCUUGCGGAUCCAAUUUCGAGGACGCUCACUACCAGUCGUAACGCCAACGUCAAACGUGGCUCAAUGUCAUUAUCCAUUGAUGAACAUGGGGUCGCCAAGACAGUGUUGACCGACCGUGAACCAGACAUGGAUUUAGAUGAGGCUUUGAGCAGUGCUACAGACUCGUUUGAUGAAUCCGAUUUUCACAUGUUGCAUAGUCAGCAUACUUCUUUCGCCUUUCAUGAGAAUGAUGACCUUUCAGGGCCAACUCAUUUUUCGUCAAAUAGGUCUUUCAGUCAUUCCAAGAACGACUCUCGUUCCACAAUGGGCUCAACUGGCUCCGCCAAACAAUCCUCCCAUCAGAGCUCCCAGUCAAGUUAUACCAAGCCACGUCCAUCUGAUGGUGUACCAGGUCGAAGAAAACGACCUUUACUAGGCACAACCAUCGAGGAUGAUACUUUGAUGGAGGAUGACACAUUCUCAGGCAAUGCUCAGGCAGCACUCCGUGCAAUUAUACAGGAUCGAUCACGUUCUACUUCCACUCAAGGUGAACCCACAAACCACCAUCUUCAUUCCUCACCACCGUUAUCUCAUACCCAAUAUGCUACAUUCAACGCUUCACCGACCACAAUCACAGAUCCGGACUUGGCCACUCCGAGCACCGACAGAGACAGCCUUGGGAGCAACAUGAGUACACGUUGUGUGUGUAAUUCGUCGCUCCUUGACGGAACGGUGCCGGUCAUCCAAUGGUGA
Exophiala bonariae is the source of this 1539-nucleotide messenger RNA. RefSeq lists its product as uncharacterized. The transcript has a single exon. The record is from RefSeq and is a predicted model, not a curated record. The coding region runs from base 1 to 1539 and encodes 512 amino acids. NCBI's taxonomy places the organism in Eukaryota, Fungi, Ascomycota, Eurotiomycetes, Chaetothyriales, Herpotrichiellaceae.